Molecule: messenger RNA, 453 nt
Organism: Mesocestoides corti
Lineage: Eukaryota; Metazoa; Platyhelminthes; Cestoda; Cyclophyllidea; Mesocestoididae
Source: the annotation of a GenBank genome assembly
AUGGGAUACCCUCUUCAGUGGCUUACUAACGAGGUAGAUGGUUGGGGAGCAUCGUCCAUAGUUCGUGAAGGUUCAGGUGAUCCCUCGGUUUCAACGGAUGCAGAAGAAGCCACUUCGAUGCCAUGGCCAAUCACGCCCUUGUCUGGUCAGCUUUUCUCAGAAUUGGCCCAGCACGCCUGCCACAUGACACGAGGUGAAGAAGCAGGCACCAGCAUGGAAGUGUUCCUCCCACCACAGACGCCCGACGCGACAGGGAAACGCGGGUCCGCGCGUCACUCCUCCGCUACCGACUUCUCCUCAAAGGUCACUGGCAUGGACCUGGAGUUUGUCAUUGAACUGACCGACAAUGAAGAUAGAAAUUGUCCCAUGGUCGAAGUCGAAGUACGUCGAACCAAGCGACCAAUCGAGGAGCAGCUGAAGUACUGUAAGUCCGCCAAUUGUUGUGUUCAUUGA